Molecule: messenger RNA, 2172 nt
Organism: Punctularia strigosozonata HHB-11173 SS5
Lineage: Eukaryota; Fungi; Basidiomycota; Agaricomycetes; Corticiales; Punctulariaceae
Product: ATP-dependent RNA helicase Prh1
Exons: 11
Coding region: 1-2172 (723 amino acids)
Cellular component (GO): catalytic step 2 spliceosome; intracellular anatomical structure
Molecular function (GO): ATP hydrolysis activity; RNA binding; ATP binding
Source: RefSeq, a predicted model, not a curated record
AUGGUCCAUGCCAAUGGCACGCCAAAAUCCAAGAUCCUGAAGCGUGGCCCGGCUUGGAUGGAUAUGCCGGACGAUCACUCGAUGCCCAACGGUGUCGAUGGCAGGUCAUCCAACGGAAGGAGCGUGGACAUGCCACUCAAGAAGAAAGCCAAGCAUAUACGGACGAGGCAAGACACCCUGGCGGCGCGGCGAGCACAGCUCCCCAUAGCAGCAGGAAGGGAGGCGCUCGUUCAUGAGGUUUCAUCUCGAGAUGUCAUCAUACUUCUCGGCGAGACCGGUUCCGGCAAAACUACCCAAAUUCCUCAAUAUAUUCUAGAAAGUGAUGUGGCUCCCUCAGGCAUUAUUGGAGUCACGCAGCCGCGCCGUAUCGCAGCCACCUCGCUUGCUGUUCGUGUCGCCCUCGAGCAACAAUCGACAGUGGGAAAGCUUGUCGGGUACUCAGUGCGGUUCGAUGAAAAGGCCAGCGAAGAUACGAGGAUCAAGUACAUCACGGAUGGAAUGCUUGUUCGUGAAAUGCUAUCCGACCCGCUUCUGUCACGAUACAGCGUGAUAAUCGUCGACGAGGCACAUGAGCGGACGUUGCGGACGGAUCUACUGCUUACAAAUUUGAAGAAAAUUCUCGUACAAAGGAAUACUCCUACCGACCGGAAAGGCAAAGGCGCCGCAUCGAAACUUAAUCCUCUGAAAGUGGUGAUAAUGAGCGCAACUCUGGAUGCCGAGAAAUUCAGCAAAUUCUUCGAUAACGCCAAAAUUGUUUACGUCAAAGGUCGACAGCACCCCGUCCAGAUCUUCCACGCGACGACUAGCGUAUCCGACUACGUUGACGCUGCGCUCCGCACGUUCUACCAGAUCCAUGUUGAUCAACCUCCGGGAGAUGUGCUCAUCUUCUUGCCAGGACAGGAGGAUAUCGACAGUUUAGAGAAGUCUAUCAGCAUGUAUGCUAACAAACUUCCUCAUAACACAAUGGCGGUCCGUACAUAUCCCAUGUACGCCUCCUUGCCUCCAUCACAUCAAUCCAAGAUGUUUGAAUCUGUCCCGCCUAAUACUCGAAAAUGUAUCAUCGCCACCAACAUUGCCGAGACCUCAUUAACCAUCCCGGGCGUGAAGUACGUUAUUGACUCAGGGAAGCACAAGGAGAAACGCUACAUUGCUGUCGAGAAUGGGAUUGGUUUCGAUACUCUCUUAACGCGGGACAUCUCAAAGUCAUCGGCCAUGCAACGCGCGGGUCGCGCUGGCAGAGAGGGAAAAGGUCUAUGUUUUCGGCUGUAUACGGAAGCUGCCUUCAACGCCUUACCGCUCGCGUCCGAGCCCGAGAUUCUGCGGUGCAAUCUCUCCGCAAGCGUCCUCGAGCUCAAAUGCCUGAAUCAGGAUCUCGAGAAGCUUACCUUCAUCGACGAUCCCGAUUCUGAUGCGGUCACUGCAGCCUUGCACUCUCUUUUCAUACUCGGCGCGAUUGAUCAAGCACGCACCCUCACCAAGAUAGGGAGGGAUAUGGCUGCACUACCUCUCGAACCCACCCUGGCCCGGAUCGUCCUCGCCUCCAAGGACCAUCAAUGCACCUACGAGAUCCUGGACAUUAUCUCCGUUCUCUCGUCCACCUCAAAGCUGUUCUUGGACCCUUCGGACCAAUCACAGCGAGACGCAGCCGGCGAUGCUCGAAGGACGUUCAUGCACCCCAGCGGUGAUCAUAUGACGAUACUCAAUGCUGUACGAGCAUACGACGAGUUGUGCUCUUCCGAACAACCGGGCGAAGGCAAAGCGAUGAGCAAAGACAAGGGCGUCAGGAAAGAUUGGUGCAAGCGCCACUGGGUGAACGAACGCGCUCUGAAAGAAGGGAUCGCGAUCCGGGAGCAGCUCAGGCGUGUAUGCGAGCGGUUGGGUGUAGACUGGAAAGUUAGCUUUGGCGAGGACGAUACGCCCAUCUUACGAAGCUUGCUACGAGGUUUGGUCCAGAAUUCAGCACUGUUACAGCCGGAUGGUAGUUAUAGGCAGGUGCUGGGACGAGCGACCGUCAAGGUCCAUCCUGGAUCUGUCCUCGCGGACAAAAAGGCUCCGGCGAUAAUAUAUAACGAACUUGUCCAUACCACACAAAUGUUUGCUCGCACCGUGUCCUCUGUCCCACUGAGCUUCUUCAAAGAGAUCGACAGCUUAAAGCCUGCAAAAGGGCGAUAA